AGUGCCUCCCUUCACAGAUGUGUCUGUAUCAGGAUGGGUCUAAACAACAUGGUGUAAAUGCAGUUGCUGGUGAGCCUCAUUUCCUGUAGGAGGUGAACAAGAGCAGAGAUCUGUUUCCCUUCAGAGCACAGAGGUUGUUUCUGUUCAGAGGAAGUCAGACUGUCUGACAGUCACUGAGAGACGGUGAAACGGCACAGCACAUGAAUCAAAUGGACCAAACAAAAUUCUGCUGUUCAGUCUGUUUGGAUCUACUGAAGGAUCCGGUGACUAUUCCCUGUGGACACAGCUACUGCAUGAACUGUAUUAAAAGCUUCUGGGAUGAAGAGGAAAAGAAGAAAAUCUACAGCUGCCCUCAGUGCAGACAGACUUUCACAGCGAGGCCUGUCCUGGUGAAAAACACCAUGUUAGCAGAUUUAGUGGAGGAGCUGAAGAAGACUGGACUCCAAGCUGCUCCUGCUGAUCACUGCUAUGCUGGACCUGAAGAUGUGGUCUGUGAUGUCUGCACUGGAAGAAAAAUGAAAGCCUUCAAGUCCUGUUUAUUCUGUCUGGCAUCUUACUGUGAGAAACACCUUCAGACUCAUAAUAUUGUUGCAGCUUCAUUAAAGAAACACAAGCUGGUGGAGCCCUCCAAGAAGCUCCAGGAGAACAUCUGCUCUCGUCAUGAUGAGGUGAUGAAGAUGUUCUGCCGUACUGAUCAGCAGAGUAUCUGUUAUCUCUGCUCUGUGGAUGAACAUAAAGGCCACGACACAGUCUCAGCUGCAGCAGAAAGGACUGAGAGGCAGAGAGAGCUGGAGGUGAGUCGACAAAACAUCCAGCAGAGAAUCCAGGACAGAGAGAAAGAUGGGAAGCUGCUUCAACAGGAGGUGGAGGCCAUCAAUCAGUCUGCUGAUCAAACAGUGGAGCACAGUGAGAAGAUCUUCACUGAGCUGAUCCAUCUCAUCCAGAAAAGAAGCUCUGAUGUGAAGCAGCAGAUCAGAUCCCAGCAGGAAACUGAAGUGAGUCGAGUCAAAGAGCUUGAGGAGAAGCUGGAGCAGGAGAUCACUGAGCUGAAGAGGAAAGAUGCUGAGCUGAAGCAGCUCUCACACACAGAGGAUCACAUCCAGUUUCUACACAACUACCCCUCACUGUCAGCACUCAGUGAGUCUACAGACUCAUCCAGCAUCAAUAUCCGUCCUCUGAGCUACUUUGAGGAUGUGACAGCAGCUGUGUCAGAGGUCAGAGAUAAACUACAGGACAUUCUGAGAGAGGAAUGGACAAACAUCUCACUGACAGUCACUGAAGUGGAUGUUUUACUGUCAGAUCCACCAGAGCCAAAGACCAGAGCUGGAUUCUUAAAAUAUUCAUGUGAAAUCACACUGGAUCCAAACACAGCAAACACAUGGAUGUUAUUAUCAGAGGGGAACAGAAAAGUAACAUUAAUGAAUAAACAACAGUCUUAUUCUGAUCAUCCAGACAGAUUCACUGAAUGGUUUCAGGUCCUGAGUAGAGAGAGUCUGACUGGACGUUGUUACUGGGAGGUGGAGUGGAGAGGGAGAGGAGUUUAUGUAGCAGUCGCAUACAAGAAUAUCAGCAGAGCAGGGAUUGGGGAUGAAUCUAAAUUUGGACGUAAUGACAAAUCUUGGUCAUUAGAUUGUAACAACAACAGUUAUACAUUUUGGUACAACAACUUCCAAACUCCUGUCUCAGGUCCUCGUUCCUCCAGAGUAGGAGUGUACCUGGAUCACAGAGCAGGAUCUCACUCAAAUCUGAUGCAGAAAAUAUGAAACUAAUCUGAGAGAAUAACUGAAGCAGUUUUCCUCCUGAAGCAUCACAAAGUUCAGAGUUCAUGUUUAGAGCAGAAGAUUCAGCAGUCGCUCUGUGACCUUUCAACUUUCUUCACUAAAACAGCUUCAUUACAGAGAAACAAGUCACAUUUUCUUGAUGUUCUUAAGUCCUUUCAGAUGUUUGUAAUGGUCCUUGAAUGCAGCAUCAGUGUUACAGGUUGUGACUCCUGUGAACAAACUGACACAGUGUGAUAUUACACAUAUUUAAAUCUGUCUUUACUGAUGAUGUUGAAGCUGCUGAAGGCUCAGUGAAGUUUUGUCUUCCUGCAGGGUAACAAGUGAAAUCU
Oreochromis niloticus (Nile tilapia) is the source of this 2110-nucleotide messenger RNA. RefSeq names its product tripartite motif-containing protein 16. The record is from RefSeq and is a predicted model, not a curated record. The coding region runs from base 201 to 1763 and encodes 520 amino acids. Gene Ontology annotation, molecular function: zinc ion binding. Lineage: Eukaryota; Metazoa; Chordata; Actinopteri; Cichliformes; Cichlidae. The transcript is spliced from 3 exons.